Molecule: messenger RNA, 1818 nt
Organism: Anopheles aquasalis
Lineage: Eukaryota; Metazoa; Arthropoda; Insecta; Diptera; Culicidae
Biological process (GO): maturation of 5.8S rRNA; maturation of LSU-rRNA
Cellular component (GO): Las1 complex; preribosome, large subunit precursor
Molecular function (GO): endonuclease activity
Source: RefSeq, a predicted model, not a curated record
AGCUGCCUCGCAUGGGUAAACCAAAAACAACGGGGAGAAAAACGUGGGAAUUAUCUUUUGCCGGUGAUUUUUGCGAAUAAAAAUGAACGAGAGCGGCCCGACAGAAGCGGUGAUUCCAGCGUGUAGUGUGGAUCUUUUGCAACCGGACAGGACACACAUUUCUGCCUGGCGAGAUAAAUCCGAGUUCGAGCAUGUGUUCCGGCAACUGUUUGAGGCGACGAGGCCGGAAGAUAUCGAAGCGAAGGAGGACGCGUUACAGUGGCUGAAUGUGUGGAAGGUGCGGCUCAACAAAAGCGUCCCCGUUUGCGUGCGCUGCACGGCAACCGUCCUCGAGGCUCAGCUGUUCGAUCUUCGCAUGCAGCGUGACGAUGGCGAUCCGAAUGCGACCGAAAUCAAGAACAUUUAUGCCGGUGCCUUCACCCGCUUCGUCAACUACGUUACCGAGGAAACGCAAACGUAUCAGCAGCACCGGAAGCGAACGAUAGCCCAGCAUGUGCGAGGUAUCGGUAUCGAGCCGUUUCUGGUGGAACUGCGGCACCUCUGUGCCCACCGAUCGGUAUCGAUCGCGAUCGAUGUGUUCCGCCGGUCGGCCCAGUACUGUAUGGACUGGUUGAAGGAUUCGUACUGGCAGCGGGAACUGAACACCAUGCAACCGGUCACCUAUGAAACGCUGCACCGCGCCAAACGGACCCCACUAAGCGACGAGUUCUGUUCCGUCCUGCGUGCGUAUGAUGCCGCGACGGCCGGUUUGUUACGAAAGAGCACCACUGUACAGCACACGCGCUCCGAUCUGACCGACUCCGAGUAUAAGGCUCUGCAAGCGGAAGAGACACGCCGCGGAACCGACAAUCUGCGUGUGAUCGCUCAGCACCUUCUGGCGCAGUUCGUGCGUAAUCAGCGCACCAUCGCCCACAAUCUGACCGGUGUGCGGAAGGUGUGCGACGCAGUAAUGGCCAACUGUCGCUAUCUGAUGCAGGAUCCGGUCCGAUACCGACAGGGACACUGGGGAAAGCUGCACAGCGUUUUCUUCCGAGCGCUCGCCGAGACCGGUUGCUUGCAGGAACUGUUCGAGCGACUGCUAGCCGUGGCGGAGAGUGACACCGAAGAUGAACAGGACCGUUCGAUGGCCAGCUUUUGGACGGUGAAGAUCGCAACCGGGUUCCAGCUGUUGAAGGAGUUCAAGCGGUACUGCCGAACGCUCCAUACCCAGCGGUUGGUGUCGUUCCAGGAGCUGGUAAAUGGUAAAGCAAAACGGAAGCUUGUGGCUGAACGGCUGGCACAGGAGUGGUACCAGCAGAAGUUACAGAAACUUGCACCGCAACACCUCAUACUCGGUCUCACCGUGGACUGUCCCUGGCGUUUGCGAUUGGAUCGGCGCCAACUCAAGACUCACCUGAACGCGAUCAACCCGCACACGAGGAAACUUCUACCGAUAUUGUUCACACUAGUGGAACCCCCAUUGACGGCCGCUCAUCAGCAACAUCUUUGCACGAUGAUCGAGAUCUAUGCCGACUCUUGGAGGCAGACAGGUGGCGGGCAGCAGACGGCCGGUUCUAUGCCGAACUAUGAACAGCUACUUGCGUCGAAAACUUACGCCGUUCAGGAUGUGAUCGAACGGUUGGGACGGGGACGAACGACGAAAAAGUGUGGACUAUGGGAGGCACCGGAUGAGGGGCUUGACUGGGAUGAGUAUCCGCUAGGAAUUACACGACGUGACGGCUUGUGUAAAGCCUGAUCGAAGCGUCCAGCAAUCCAGUUGGUGGCGUGCAUGGAAAGGGCGAACCGAAUGAAAUAUAUAUUCCGCAUACAAUUAGCAGA